AUGCAGAUCAUGGUACCAGAGGAUAUAACACUUUUCAGGAUCCGAUCAUAUGGAAAUUGGUGGUUGUAUAUCUACCCGUUUCUCGUUGUAUUUGGGUAUGUCAGUUCUGCGAUAAUACCUAAUCAAGAGUUAGACCGGGAACGAAAAGAGUGGUAUUGGAUUAGUGGUCGGAAUAUCAUUAACCAUACAUUUGCUUAUGAGGGAAGGUACUUUUUUGACGGUUGCUUUUUAGCUUUAUUCAUCCUUCAAUUUUACGUGAAAGCUUCCUACGACGAAUCUCUAUUACCCACAAACAAUAAUAACAAUAGUCAAAAGAAUUGGAGAGAGUGGUCUAAGAAAACAAUAAGAGUGUAUUUAUUGAAAUUUUUGAUAGUAUACGUUACAUUAUUUGCAUGUUUCUUGUUUAUUGAUCAUGUCUUCAUCUGGACUGGAGGAAGCUGUGAUAUUUCGGAUACUAAAUCUGCUCAAAAAUGUAAAUCAUUAGGAGGAGUUUGGUCAGGAGGCUUUGAUAUCAGUGGACACUUUUGUUUCUUGACAAAUAUUAGUCUAAUAUUAUGGCAAGAACUGAAGCUAUUGUUCAAUAGUAGUAAUCAAUACUAUGUGUAUUGGACAACAUUUCCGAGAGUAGUUCAUUGGCUAAUAUUAUCUAUUCUUCUAAUAUGGAUCAACAUCCUUAGUAUUACCGCAAUUUACUAUCACACCUUCCUGGAGAAGGUGCUUGGAUGUUUGCUUGGAUAUUCAUGCUUGGUACUAAUUUAUUACACCAUACCUAAAGUGAAAACUUUGAAUAAGAUACUUAUGUAG
Kluyveromyces marxianus DMKU3-1042 is the source of this 804-nucleotide messenger RNA. It is a transcript of the gene YFT2, whose product is annotated as Yft2p. NCBI's taxonomy places the organism in Eukaryota, Fungi, Ascomycota, Saccharomycetes, Saccharomycetales, Saccharomycetaceae. Gene Ontology annotation, cellular component: endoplasmic reticulum membrane. Gene Ontology annotation, biological process: lipid storage; lipid droplet organization; phospholipid biosynthetic process. Bases 1 to 804 code for a protein of 267 amino acids. The transcript has a single exon. The record is from RefSeq and is a predicted model, not a curated record.